Messenger RNA from Pseudomassariella vexata, 513 nucleotides. RefSeq lists its product as uncharacterized. The coding region runs from base 1 to 513 and encodes 170 amino acids. The transcript is spliced from 2 exons. NCBI's taxonomy places the organism in Eukaryota, Fungi, Ascomycota, Sordariomycetes, Amphisphaeriales, Pseudomassariaceae. The record is from RefSeq and is a predicted model, not a curated record.
AUGCCCAAGUGGACGGACAAGGCUGAUCGCGAUCUCAUCUUCGCGAUCCUGAUCGCCAACAUGGACAGGCAUCUGAAAGUCAAGGUCCCCUGGGCCAAGGUCGAGAGCCAGAUGAUCGACUGGGGCUAUGUCGGCCCCAAUGAGUUCACACGGAAGGCCAUCACUCUCCGCUGGUCAAUGAAGAUUCUUAAGGAAUUCCGCGACGAACAAAAGGCGAAGGACGGCAACAGCCCCCAGGUCGUCACCGAGCCUGUCCCCAAGAAGUCCUCGGGCGGCAGAAAGAGAAAGGCUGCUUCUUUUGACAACAGCGUGGAUGACGACGAUGAAUCGGACCUCGCUGAGACCUUGAAGAAGCGACGCAAGAUGUCAGCUGCGCUCACUCCUGGUCCUGUCCUUGGCAAAAAGAAGAAGAAGGCCGCCGGCGGCGCUAAGGUCGAGAAGCAAGAAUCGGAGGUGAACGACGAGAUUGAGAAAGAGCACGAUCCUAUCCACUAUGCCCCGUUCGCUAUCUGA